Molecule: messenger RNA, 2091 nt
Organism: Scedosporium apiospermum
Lineage: Eukaryota; Fungi; Ascomycota; Sordariomycetes; Microascales; Microascaceae
Product: Alcohol oxidase
Exons: 7
Coding region: 1-2091 (696 amino acids)
Biological process (GO): secondary metabolite biosynthetic process
Molecular function (GO): flavin adenine dinucleotide binding; oxidoreductase activity, acting on CH-OH group of donors
Source: RefSeq, a predicted model, not a curated record
AUGGUCAAGUAUUCUGGAAAAUUCUUGCUAGCCUUUCUUGCUCCAUCACAGGCGGUCGCUAUUCCCGCGCCUUGGCUGCGAGCAAGGGUCGUCACUAGCCAGGCUGAGCUCAAAGACUCAUACGAUUACAUUGUGAUUGGGGGUGGCACAGCCGGCCUAACUAUCGCGGACCGACUUUCGGAGUCAUGCAAACACGAUGUCCUGGUCAUUGAGAAUGGAGAUUUCUACGACGCCGCCAAUCCUGGGGCCAACCGAGGGACUCGCCAAUACAGCAUACGAUCGGUGCCUCAAUCGGGACUCAACAACCGGACAACCAUCGUGAGCAUGGGCUUUUGCGUAGGUGGAAGUUCUGCAGUCAACGGAAUGGCAGUCAUGCGAGGCACAAAGACGGACUACAACAUCUGGGCUGAGCUUGGCAAUGAAGGAUCCACCUGGGGCUGGGAUGGGAUGCUCCCAUACUUCAAAAAGGCCAUUCACUUCGUACCUCCCGAUGAGGUGUUUGCGGAGGAUUUCAACAUUACCUACGAUAUUGAGGCGGCUUGGGGCCAGGAUGAGAACACUCAUGUUUACGCUUCCUUUCCCGGAGGCAAUGACCCAAGGAUCAAAAUCCACUACGAAGCACUGAAGAGCGUUCCAGGAGUAGACUUCCCAAGGGAUGGCCAUGCAGGUAGCCAAGGCGUAUUCUGGUACCCUGUGUCAGUGGAUCCGGAGACACACCAAAGAUCAUACUCACGAACGGGGCACUGGGACGGGCUUAACAGACCAAACUACGACCUGCUCACCGCGUCUCGUGUCAACAAGAUUCUGUUCGAAGAGGGCGUAGCAACUGGCGUUCAGUUCAUCCCUAGGGAAGGUGGUGAGGAACCCACGGUGAUAACCGCCAAUCGGGAAGUUAUUCUUUCUGCAGGAAGUAUCCACACACCGCAGGUUUUGCAACUGAGUGGGAUCGGCCCUGCGGAGCACUUAGAGGCGGCGGGCAUCGCGGUUCAGAUGGACCUUCCUGGUGUUGGUGCUAACUUCCAGGACCAUCCCAUCGGCCCCGGUAUCUCGUUUACAUGGGGAGAAACGCCGCUAACUCCCGAAAUUAAGUCUAACCUCACCGGCGGUGUCGGUGGUGGUCAAGGUCUUGUUGCUUUUUUGGAUCUCCCCAUAGCUGCCCCGGACGAAUUUGAGGAGAUUGCGUCCCAAUACGAGUCCCUCAACCUCGCUGAGUACGUAUCGCCAGAUACGGCCGAGACAGUCCUCGCUGGAUACCGAGCGCAGCAGGAGAUUUACGCGCGGGAGAUGCGCCAGAGGGGUCUGUCAUUUAUGAAUUACAUUAUUGGGGGUGGUGCAAGUGGUUCACCGAUCAACUUGCAUAUUACCUCUAGAGGUACAAUUCGGCUUAACACAAGCGAUCCGGAAGGUGACCCCGUAGUUGAUUACCGCGCAUUGUCAAACCCGACGGACGUUGAUCUUAUGGCUGCAUAUCUCAAGUUCCUCCGUCGAUUCUUUACCACGGGAUAUCUUGAGCAGUACAACGCCACUGAAAUCAGACCCGGAGCAGACAUUGAGAGUCGAGAGGAUUUCGAGGAAUAUAUUCGAGGAGCAUAUAACCCUCAAGGAUGGCAUCCGGUGGGAACUGCCGCCAAGAUGAGGAGAGAGCUUGGAGGUGUCGUUGAUGAUGAGCUGCGGGUGUAUGGUGUUAAGGGCCUGCGUGUUGCUGAUGCGAGCAUUAUGCCUACGCUUAUUAGCGGAACAACUCAGUUGACUGCCUAUGCAAUCGGUGAAAAGGCGGCUGAUCUAAUCAAGGCAACUUGGGAGAAUGAGGAAGACGGGGUGUGUCCUGAACUAGAGGUGGAACCAAUUACAGAUGGGAGUGAGGAUGAGAAUGCCGAGGGAGACGGGGGAGGCGAGGAAGAAGGAGAAGAUGAAGACGGGACAGGCCAAGGGAGUGGCGGGGAUGAAGAUGAGGAGGAAGUAGGAGACGAAGAAGAAGAAGAAGGAGAAGAAGGAGAAGAAGGAGAAGAAGAAGCAAUAGUGGAUGAUGAUGAUAAUGAUGAUGAUGAGGGUGGUGUAGAAGACGGCACGGGCAAUGAAGGAGAAGACUAA